UUACAAAGAUAUCAAACGAUUUAGUCACUUCAUUUCAUCUUUAAGAAAAAUGUCGAGCACUCAGUUUAAUGCAGGCGAAACCCACGGCAAAACUCAGGCCAAGACAGAGCAGUUGGUUGAUUCAUGCAAGGAUGCAGCAAAUGCAGCCCGUGACCAAUCUGCCCAGGCUGCAGAUCAGAGUGCCGGAUUCCUUCAACAGACUGGCGAGCAAGUGAAGAGCAUGGCUCAGGGUGCUAUUGAUGGUGUGAAGAACACACUUGGAGUUGGUGACAACAACACUAAGAAGUGAAAGAAACACGUCAUUCGUGAGAAUCAUGACUUGGUUGAUUUAUUUGUUGGUCAUUUCCUAUAAUUAGGAGUUUCCUAUACUCGAAUGGUAUACGGAAAUCAUAAG
Messenger RNA from Coffea eugenioides, 394 nucleotides. Its product is annotated as late embryogenesis abundant protein 1-like. NCBI's taxonomy places the organism in Eukaryota, Viridiplantae, Streptophyta, Magnoliopsida, Gentianales, Rubiaceae. Bases 50 to 289 code for a protein of 79 amino acids. The transcript has 3 exons. The record is from RefSeq and is a predicted model, not a curated record.